Molecule: messenger RNA, 471 nt
Organism: Cooperia oncophora
Lineage: Eukaryota; Metazoa; Nematoda; Chromadorea; Rhabditida; Trichostrongylidae
Source: the annotation of a GenBank genome assembly
AUGGUGGAAAUUAGCGAGUGCCCACAGAUGAUUCAGUCGCUGAACCAAAGCGGAGUGGUGCCCGUGAUUCUUACUGGUGACUUCAACAGCCCGUCACAUAUGGACUGGACCAAUGAGACCAUGGAAGAGCAUGGGAACUGGAUGGUGGAAUGGCCAGCCACGAAGAUUGCCGAGGAUAUGGGAUUGAUAGAUUCUUUUCGUGAGCUCUACCCGAAUGUCACUGAAGUCCCAGGGUAUACUUGGUCCACGGUAAACAAAUUUCUACAAGACUGGGAGUUCAACAUCCCAGAGCCUCAGGACCGUAUCGACUUCAUUUACUAUAAAGGCAGUAUUGUACCGGUGCGAUCGUUUCUGUACUCGGGAUCGGAGCCAUUGAAGCCGAUGCCACACCAUCGAUUCAACGACUAUCCCUCAGAUCACUUCGCUCUCGUCACCGAGUUUGUAUUCUACGAGUGUAGACCAUGCAAGUGA